GGGCUAUCAUACUAUUUUCGCUCGCUAAACGCUAUACAAUUUCUCUCCGAUCCAUCCCAAUUAAGCUAUCAAUGGAGGAAAUGGGUACAGGUGUAAAGAGCAGUUAUAUUGAUUCCACUGAAACUGUGCAGCCAGUCGUCCUCGUGAACGAACCUGGUUAUGUCGCUGCUGUUGGGGGCAUUCCAAAUCACCUUAAAAUUGAGGGUGGGAUGUCAUAUGGGAUUCGUUUUCCCAUUUCGAUGUAUCCCAAAAAUCUGCCUGAAGAUCCUACUGAACGGCGAAGGGUUUUCUUUGAAAUUUUCGAGAAACGCCAUGCACAAAAGAUGCCCCAGAGGGCCUGUUUGCUUUGCGAGCAGUUGUUGCCGGAGGAGUAUUUUAUAGUCCGUAUCAAUUCAAGUGGACCACACCCUUCAGAGUUCUAUGACUCUCGGGCUCCCAAGUCCAUCCCAUCCCAAUCAAUGGAGGAAAAGGGUAAAGGUGUAAAGCAGUCCAUCCCAUCCCAAUCAAUGGAGGAAAAGGGUAAAGGUGUAAAGCGCAGUUAUAUUGAUUCCACUGAAACUGUGCAGCCAGUCGUCCUUGUGAACGAACCUGGUUAUGUCGCUGCUGUUGGGGGCAUUCCAGAUCACCUUAAAAUUGAGGGUGGGAUGUCAUAUGGGAUUCGCUUUCCCAUUUCGAUGUAUCCCAAAAAUCUGCCUGAAGAUCCUACUGAACGGCGAAGGGUUUUCUUUGAAACUUUCGAGAAACGCCAUGCACAAAAGAUGCCCCGGAGGGCCUGUUCGCUUUGCAAGCAGACGUUGCUGGAGGAGUAUUUUAUAGUAAAUAUCAAUUCAAGUGGACCUUACCCUUCAGAGUUCUAUGACUCGUGCUCCCAAGUCCAUCCCAUCCCAAUCAAUGGAGGAAAGUGAAGAAGACGGUUGUUCUGAUUGGACUAUUGAAAACAGGGAAGUUGUCAUCAACAAACCUGGAUCUGUCACUUUUGUGGGAGGUAGAGUAAUUAUAAUUUUAUAAUGAUUUCUCCAUCAAUUUUAAUUAUUUGAUCACAUCAAGCAGUAGGCAGAGGCACAUAGCCUAGAUCCACUGUGACAAAGUGAAUAUUCUGCAAUUUCAAUGUAUGUAUUGAGUUUCAUAUCUUUAUUUUAUAUAUAUAUACAUAUUUAUGUUAUAUUUUAUUGAGCAACUUGAUUUAUCUGUCUAUAUAUAUAUGUUUUCUACAACAUUGCAGUUGGAUCUGCUUUUGAUGAGCUCAACAAGGACAAUGACGGUGAAACAUGAUUUUACGCUUAUGCUUGUGACUAGUACUCUAGUAUUACAUAUUCAGUAUCAAUGUUAGUGUUAGUUGUCGUAAUUCGGCACUGGUCAUAAAUUUCAGGCUGGUUAUUGUUCUCAAGUAUAAUGCUAGUUAUCAUCUGAAAACA
Molecule: messenger RNA, 1415 nt
Organism: Salvia miltiorrhiza (redroot sage)
Lineage: Eukaryota; Viridiplantae; Streptophyta; Magnoliopsida; Lamiales; Lamiaceae
Exons: 9
Coding region: 72-905 (277 amino acids)
Source: RefSeq, a predicted model, not a curated record